This is a messenger RNA of [Torrubiella] hemipterigena, 3297 nucleotides long. Lineage: Eukaryota; Fungi; Ascomycota; Sordariomycetes; Hypocreales; Clavicipitaceae. The record is from the annotation of a GenBank genome assembly.
CUUUGGGGGGUCUGCGCUGUGCUGCUGCGCCUGGGACCCAAAACCCAGACAGCGAGUCCGUCCUUUUCUUCCCGCACAAGCCUCGCUUUGCGGCAACUUGUCUUCCCUUCCAACCUGUCCGUGUCGACGCAGCGUCUACAAAUCCAUGACGCAACGCCAUUCUUUCACCUCUCGACACAACCCCUAAUUCCACCCGCAAUCCCCAGUGAUCCGACUGACAGGAAAUUCUUUUUCCCUUCAUCUUUCAAUCGGCAGCUAUAGCCGACGCGCCCAGCACCUUUUUGCCUUUCACCUAGCGCCAGCACAAAAAAUUAAAGCAUCAAACCCAGCUCUCGCCACGCUGCCUCAGCCACACCUGGAAGCAACAUCCUGUUUCAUCAGAUUCCAUCAUUGCGACAGUCAAGACAUGCUCCGGGCACCUCGCCUCUAACAUUGAUGGCAAUUAGAUCAUUGUCACCCUAAGCUGUUCCCCUGCGCGCAUCGUCCAUCCGCCGCCCUGUUGCCCAUGGCCUCGUCGGAUAACGUGCCAACUACUACUCCAUCUGCCGCUCCAUCUGUGCAAACUGCUGCCGCUACUUUGGCGCCAGGACACGACUCUACGAAACCUUCUAAUAAACGGCCCUUACAAGACGACGCCACCAUCGAGCCCCUCUCCUCUCCAACCAAGGCUGCGCGACUCGCUCUAGCAACGUUCCCGUUACUCCCUCCACUGACUGGUGCUGCAGCGCUCGAAGAUCAACGCCGGCGAGACGCAGAGCGACAGCAUAGCCCUCCCCCUACCAGUCAGAAUCCUAGCCACGCUGCCAUUACGUCUCUUAUGUCCAUUGACGCCAUAAGCCGACCAAGCGACGCCCCUAUACUUGCACCAGCAAUCAUGGAUCCCUCGCCCAAGGCCGUCAGCGCCCUAACGGCGGCUGCCAAUGCUGCAGCACGUAUUGAUGAUCAUAUUGUUGCCAGUCCAGAAAGCACCGGACCUGAAAUCACGGAGAGCCCAACGCCAAUGGAGGUCGACAAGGGCGAACAUGCGGACCAGAUUGCUGGACAAGAAAGCCGUCCUGCUCUCAGCGCCACGUCCUAUCCAGGCUCCCUCCACGCGAGCGCACACAUGCCGGAACCAGCAGCUCGCCAUAUGAGCUAUCCGGACCCUCAAAUGCAGGGCUCACCUACGCCUACGGGGUCCAAGAAGCACAAGUGCCCAUUCUGUCAGACCGAGUUUACUCGCCAUCAUAACCUUAAAAGCCAUCUCCUUACCCAUAGCCAAGAAAAGCCUUACGUGUGCACGGAAUGUCAGAUGCGUUUCCGUCGUCUUCACGACUUGAAGCGCCACGGCAAACUGCACAGCGGCGAGAAGCCACACAUUUGCCCCAAGUGCGAUCGCAAGUUUGCCAGAGGCGAUGCCCUAGCCCGUCACGCCAAAGGCGCCGGUGGCUGCGCUGGCCGCCGAUCGAGCAUGGGAAGCUUUGCCGAUGAAGCCGACCUUGACGGUUCCAUGAUGGACGCUGAUGAGUCGACCAUCUCAGCCGUUGGUUAUGGCGCCGGCGAUGACGACGCAGCCCGUCGCCAGAGUGUCCCUGGCGGCGGCCACGGCUCACACGACCAAUACUCUGUACAGUCCAGGACAUAUCCGCCAGCGGGCCCGCGACCAACAACGACGGGCAUGUACGCGCCUCAAGCGCCUUCGCAAGGCAGCACCAGCGCGGGCUCAUCGAUUCCCAACAGUCUCACCAGUCAUGCAACGGGUACCAGCAUUUCAUCCACUGGAGCCGCCAACAGUUCUGCCAAUGUGUACUCGCAGAGUGGCAUGACCGAAAGUCCCAAGGCGUUGAGCCCUGUACUUGCAAGCCACGAGCCUCCUCGACCACGCUCACCUGCCAAUGGCCGCCGGCCAACCGACAUCACCUCACCACACAGUGCCUCCCGCCCGAAACUGCCCGGACUGGCCCAAUCAGGCUUUCCUCCUCCUUCCACAAAUAAUUACGGCCACGGACGCUCGCCUGGCGGCGAAAGCGGCAACAUGUUUGCUCAGAGUGAUCCCAGCGUGUGGGCUUACAUCCAGGGCCUCGAGGACAAGAUUAAGAUGUUAUCUGAAAAGGUAACAUCUCUAGACCAGGAGGUUGUCGGUCUCAAAAGGCAGCUUGACACGCGCGAUGCCGUGGCAGUAGCUGCAGCGGCUGUUUCUGCUCCCACCGUUUAACUACUAUCAAUACAAGACACUACGUCGUAGGGUGGGCCAAAACAAAUAGACUUGAAAGAGCGGGGGAUUCGCCCUGCUGGAGAAAUUGAUUUGAUUUGAUUGGGAUGGUGGCGUUUUACGGGAUUUAUAUUUUGCAAUGUUCUCUAUUUUGGUGUCGGUGGUUUGAAUGCAGUUCCAACAGGUGGACUGCGUCUACGCGACGGCAAGGCGAUUGGCGUCAAUAUUUUGCACGGGGAAGGGGACGCCUUAUUUAGUUGUAUAAUAUUUUGAUCCAACUUAUCCCUUUGACGGCGUGACUGUGCAUAUACAACUGUUAUAUUAACCUUUUAUCUACAAUUCGAGAAAGGAUCACUUCACUGCUGCAUCAAGUUUUGCAGCUAAAGGAUACAGGCUAACAGCGCAUUCACUUUCACUAUAUCUCUGCUACUGUUACUACCUUUCCUAUGGAGAACACGAUUCUGUUUUUCUCGUUUACCGCGCCCAUUAUUCUGCAGAAUAUGGUCCUGGCUGCCAAUGAAAUAUGUCUGAACCAGAGGUCACAGUCCGCAUAUCAGAAACCUCUUCGUACGUGAUUGUAUUAAGACACAGACUCUACAACUCUAAUACUCUUUAAACAGACUACGAUCUAAAUGUAUCCAAGUGGUUGUCGGCACAUCUACGCCAUUCACGUUCGACGUUCAUCAGAGCAUAAUCCGACAAAAGAUACGAUCAUCUCGGGAUAGAAUAGUACUGCUACCAAUGGAAGAGCCGGAAAUCUUUGAAAUUUACUUGCAUUGGCUUUAUUUCUCGACAUUUCUCGACGAUACAAAAGUAUUCUCUGUUGCGCAGGCUGCUUCUGAGCACCUGAGACUGGCCCGAGCGUUUGCCUUGGGGACCAGGAUGGAAGACACAAUUUCAGGGUGCUGUAAUGGAUGCUGCAAUGGAGCAAUCACGAAUCAAAUACAGUGGUGGAUCUCAGUCUUGCCCAGGUACAACGGCUAUCGAGCACAUAUAGAGCCAUUCUUCCGUUGGGUCCAACGGUAGGAGCUGCCUAGUUCAUAUAUUUGCGAGUGUCAAGCAAUGGAAUCCUGCACCUGCUUGGGACAAGUUUCCGCCUGUAUUUG